Molecule: messenger RNA, 619 nt
Organism: Dreissena polymorpha
Lineage: Eukaryota; Metazoa; Mollusca; Bivalvia; Myida; Dreissenidae
Product: 40S ribosomal protein S11-like
Exons: 4
Coding region: 77-586 (169 amino acids)
Biological process (GO): translation
Cellular component (GO): ribosome; cytosolic small ribosomal subunit
Molecular function (GO): structural constituent of ribosome
Source: RefSeq, a predicted model, not a curated record
AAAAUGCAAAUGAAUUAGUUGUAAAUGACCGUUGUGCAUAGUAGGGUAUGUAUAAUUGGAACCUCCAUGAAAUAAAAUGUGUAACCCUUUCCGGUCUUUUUACAGGAAGUCGCUCACCAUGGCUGAUCAGAAUGAGAGGUCGUUUCAGAAACAACCUACAAUUUUUCUGAACAAGAAGUCAUCUCUUCUUUCAAAGAAGACCAAGAAAAAUCGUUAUUGGAAGGACGUUGGUCUCGGUUUUAAAACACCACGUGAAGCGACAGAAGGAACCUACAUUGACAAGAAAUGCCCAUUCACUGGCAACGUAAGCAUUCGAGGGCGCAUCUUGACUGGUGUUGUGUUGAAGAUGAAGAUGCAGAAAACACUGAUCCUGCGUAGAGACUACUUGCACUUCGUUAAGAAGUACCAGAGGUUCGAGAAAAGGCACAAGAACAUGCCUGCUCAUGUCAGCCCUUGCUUCAGAGAUAUUUCUAUUGGUGAUGUGGUGACUGUAGGCGAGUGCCGACCUCUGAGCAAAACCAUCCGGUUCAACGUUCUGAAGGUCACCAAGGCGGCAGGAUCCAAGAAAGGCUUCAAGAAGUUCUGAACUGACCUUGUUACAUAAAUAAAGAGAAAAACU